AUGCUCUUCGUCGACAAGCACCGCCCAAAGACGCUCAACGAGCUCCACUACCAUCCCGACCUCUCCCAGCGCCUCACCUCGCUCGCAGAACACGAAGACUUCCCCCACCUCCUCUUCUACGGCCCCUCUGGCGCAGGAAAAAAGACUCGCAUCACCGCACUCCUCCGUCAGCUCUACGGCCCGGGCACCUACAAGCUCAAGAUCGACCAGAGAGUCUUUCUCAACCCAUCAAAGAGGAAAAUUGACGUAAACAUCGUCAGCAGCAACUACCACAUUGAACUAACCCCGAGCGAUGCCGGCAACUAUGAUCGCCUCGUCAUCCAGGACAUCCUCAAGGAGAUCGCGCAAACUCAGCAGGUCGAUCUCAACGCAAAGCACCGCUUCAAGGUCGUCGUCAUCAACGAGGCGGAUUCCCUCUCCAGGGACGCCCAGUCCGCCCUCCGAAGGACCAUGGAAAAGUACAUGGGCAACCUCCGCCUCAUUCUCUGCGCCAACAGCACCAGCAAAAUCAUCGCCCCCAUCCGUUCCCGCUGCCUCCUCAUGCGCGUAGGCGCACCAACAGAUCAAGAAAUGACGACCGUGCUUCAGCACGUGGCCAGGAAGGAGAAGUUCACUCUGCCUUCGGACACGGCGGCGGACAUUUGCGCCGAUGCCGCCGGCAACCUGCGCAAAGCCAUCUUGAUCCUCGAAGCGCUGCGUAUGCAGUCGCCCGAGCUCGAUUCGGCCUCGCUGUCGAUUGCGAAGCCAGACUGGGAAGUCUACGCACACAAGACGGCGGACCUGAUCCUGUCCGACCCGUCGCCUGCAAAGCUGCUCGAGGUGCGCGGCAAGCUCUACGAGCUGCUCGUCCACGCCAUCCCCGCCACCGUCAUCAUCAAGACCAUUACCGACAGGCUCGUCGUCCGUCUUGACGAGAGUCUGCGAGCCGCCGUCGUCGAAAAGGCUGCCUUUUACGAGCUGAGAUGCAGGACAGGCUCGAAGGUGAUCUUCCACCUCGAGGCCUUUGUCGCCCAAGUGAUGCACAUGCAAAAGUCCUUUUUGCUCAACAUGGAAUGGGACUAG
Pseudozyma flocculosa PF-1 is the source of this 1062-nucleotide messenger RNA. RefSeq lists its product as uncharacterized. Gene Ontology annotation, biological process: DNA repair; DNA-templated DNA replication. The transcript has 4 exons. Lineage: Eukaryota; Fungi; Basidiomycota; Ustilaginomycetes; Ustilaginales; Ustilaginaceae. The coding region runs from base 1 to 1062 and encodes 353 amino acids. The record is from RefSeq and is a predicted model, not a curated record. Gene Ontology annotation, molecular function: DNA binding; ATP hydrolysis activity; DNA clamp loader activity. Gene Ontology annotation, cellular component: DNA replication factor C complex; nucleus; Ctf18 RFC-like complex.